AUGAGGUCUAGAAGCAGCCUGGGGUUUGCUCUUUUCUGCUGGGUUUUGGGGGAGGUGGUUGCUUCCAACCCCUGGAGCUUCAUUAGAGGGGAGGCAGAGCUAUGGAGGUAUGGAGGGGAUCUUUCCUUGGGGCAGCCCCGUGCGUUCUCCCAGCCCUCUCCCUGGGCAUGGGUGGAUGUCUCCCAGCUCCAGGCUGCUGCCCCGCUGCACCCCGUGGCCGUGCGGUGCCAAGAGGCGCAGAUGGUGGUCACGGUGCACAGGGACCUCUUUGGCACGGGGCGCCUGGUCAGGGCUGCGGACCUGACCCUGGGCUCGGAUGCCUGCCUGCCUGCGGUCUGGAGUGCUGCUGAGACCGUGGUGACCUUCGUGGCUGGGCUGCACGAGUGUGGCAGCACCCUUAGGGUGACCCCUGAUGCUCUGGUCUACAGCACGAGCUUAAAUUACAAGCCAACUCCUGCUGGCAACCCUGUCAUCGUCCGCACCAGCCCUGCCGUGGUUCCUAUUGAGUGCUACUACCCAAGGAGGGACAACGUGAGCAGCAACGGUGUCAAGCCCACAUGGGUGCCCUUUCGUUCCACCCUCUCCUCUGAGGAGAAGCUACCCUUCUCCCUGCGCCUCAUGAACGAUGACUGGAGCAGUGAGAGAGUCUCCACUGUAUUUCAACUGGGAGACGUCCUCCGCUUCCAAGCUGGUGUCAACACGGAGAACCAUGCACCUCUAAGGCUCUUUGUGGACAACUGUGUGGCCACCCCAACCCCAGACAGGAGCUCUUCUCCCCAGUAUGCUUUCAUUGACUUCAGUGGGUGCCUGGUGGAUGGCCAACUGGAUGAUGCCACCUCAACUUUUAUAUCCCCAAGACCAAGGCAAGAUGUGCUUCAGUUUGCAGUAGAUGUGUUCAAGUUUGCAGGAGACUCCAGCAAUCUGAUCUACAUCUCCUGCCACUUGAAGGUCUCCCUGGCUGAUCAGGCUCCUGACCCUCUGAACAAGGCUUGCUCCUUCAACAAAGCCAGCAACCUCUGGGCUCCUGUGGAAGGUAGCCGGGAUGUCUGCUCCUGCUGCGAGAUGAGGAGCUGUGGCUUGGCCAGGCACUCCAGGAGGCUCUAUGCUCCCUCCCAGUGGCAAGGAGGACGUGCCCGGAGAGAACUGCCCUCCCAGCUCGAUCCCUUGGUGAAAGAAGCAGAUGUUGCGGUUGGACCUCUCUUCAUCCACAGCUGGCAGGAUCACCCAGCUAGGAGGAUGCCAUCACAAGAUGCAGGUCACUUGUGGAUGGUAUUGGAGCUGGCUGCAGUUGCUGGUUUGGUCAUCCUGAUUCUUGCUGUUCUAGGAGCUCUGACUGUCUGCUGGAAACCCAGCAACCCUGUUUAA
Molecule: messenger RNA, 1365 nt
Organism: Aquila chrysaetos chrysaetos
Lineage: Eukaryota; Metazoa; Chordata; Aves; Accipitriformes; Accipitridae
Product: zona pellucida sperm-binding protein 3-like
Exons: 9
Coding region: 1-1365 (454 amino acids)
Biological process (GO): positive regulation of acrosome reaction; binding of sperm to zona pellucida; egg coat formation
Cellular component (GO): extracellular matrix
Molecular function (GO): acrosin binding
Source: RefSeq, a predicted model, not a curated record